AUGGAUUCCGUGUUUAGAUCGGCGACGGAGAAGCUUGAGAGAGAGCACAGAGAGAGCAAAGAAAGUGGGAUAGUAGAACUCGAACGACAGAGGAAAGCCGAUGAUGCUGCGACAAGGCAACGCGAAGCCGUUGAAGCUUCUCAGAGAGCCAGAAGGCUACAAGAAGCCCUUGAAGCCCCCAUGAGGGUUGAGGAUAACCUUGGCGAAGGAACUGAACACAGAGGAGAGAUGAGAGAGGAAGCAAAGGUUGAUCGCCUCUCAGAUGAGGAUGCCCAGCGUCUGGUUGCGUAUUACAUAGAUCUAAUGCAGCAACAAGACGUAGCUGAAGAUGGUGCUCCUGUUGCAGGAGGAGAAGAAGAAGAAGAAGAGGUCUGUUAUCAAGAAGACUAA
Molecule: messenger RNA, 390 nt
Organism: Microthlaspi erraticum
Lineage: Eukaryota; Viridiplantae; Streptophyta; Magnoliopsida; Brassicales; Brassicaceae
Source: the annotation of a GenBank genome assembly